Molecule: messenger RNA, 1292 nt
Organism: Setaria italica (foxtail millet)
Lineage: Eukaryota; Viridiplantae; Streptophyta; Magnoliopsida; Poales; Poaceae
Product: peroxidase P7
Exons: 2
Coding region: 175-1167 (330 amino acids)
Biological process (GO): response to oxidative stress; hydrogen peroxide catabolic process
Molecular function (GO): peroxidase activity; heme binding
Source: RefSeq, a predicted model, not a curated record
CAUUCGCACUCAUCCACUGCAACCUGCAUACUCAUCAGUUCAAACCUGCUGUCGAUCAUCUCUUGCUUCACUACACACUACUACUAGAAUACAAGACCGGCAGUCGCGGCUCGAUCUUUAUUCCUUGUUCAUAGUGCUCGGAGCCGGCGCUUUGAUCUCGGCACAUCGACAGCCAUGUCGCCGUCGAGGAUCGCUUCUUGGCUUGUCCCGGUGAUCCUCUCUGUUCUUGUCGCGUGCACCGUCGCUAACGGUGACCACCGGCUCUCAAUCAGCUACUACGACAAGUCCUGCCCCAGCGUGCAGAGCAUCGUGCAGUCCGUGAUGGCGUCCAGGGUCGCCGCCGACCAGGCGAUUGCCCCCGCAGUGCUCCGCCUCUUCUUCCACGACUGCUUCGUCAACGGAUGCGACGCCUCGGUCCUCCUGGACGACGACGGCAGGCACUUCUUCGAGAGCGAGAAGGCCGCCGAGCCCAACGACUCGCUCCGCGGCUUCGACGUGAUCGACGAGAUCAAGUCCCACCUCGAGCACUCCUGCCCGGCCACCGUCUCCUGCGCCGACAUCCUCGCCCUGGCCUCCCGGGACGCCGUCGCCCUGCUCGGCGGCCCGGCAUGGAACGUGCAGCUCGGCCGCAAGGACUCGCGCGCCGCCGACAAGUACGCGGCCAUGACGGAGCUCCCCAGCCCGAAGGACAACCUCACCGCCCUCGUCCAGCUGUUCGAGAGGUACGGCCUCGACGCCAAGGACCUGGUCGCUCUCUCCGGCGCCCACAGCGUCGGCACGGCGCGGUGCCUCCACUACAGGGAACGCGUCUACGGCUACGACGGCCAGGGCGGCGCCGACGACAUCGACCCCUCGUUCGCGGAGAUCCGCCGGCAGACGUGCCAGGCCGGCGGCGACGACGCCAUGGCGCCGUUUGACGAGCAGACGCCGAUGAGGUUUGACAACGCCUACUACAAGGACCUGAUCGCACGGCGCGGCCUUCUCACCUCCGACCAGGAGCUCUACGGCUGCGGUGGCCCGCUGGACCAUCUGGUGGAGAGGUACAGCAUGGAUGGCGAGGCGUUCGCGAAGGACUUCGCCAAGGCCAUGGUCAAAAUGGGCAAAAUUCCACCACCACCGGGGAAGCCGGUGGAGGUGAGACUCACCUGCAGUAAGGUCAACUAUUGAUGAUAUAUACGGAGGCAAAUGCAAUCGAUUGGAUUGGCUUACAUGCACAAUUCGAUUUAAGUCAAUAAAAGCUGUAGCAAACCAAUUGUAAAAAAAUGACUUUGUUCCAAUUUCUUGUUAUUACU